Messenger RNA from Thrips palmi, 2691 nucleotides. RefSeq names its product XK-related protein 4-like. The record is from RefSeq and is a predicted model, not a curated record. The transcript is spliced from 6 exons. Bases 1 to 1272 code for a protein of 423 amino acids. Lineage: Eukaryota; Metazoa; Arthropoda; Insecta; Thysanoptera; Thripidae. Gene Ontology annotation, biological process: apoptotic process involved in development; phosphatidylserine exposure on apoptotic cell surface; engulfment of apoptotic cell. Gene Ontology annotation, cellular component: plasma membrane.
AUGGCGAGCAGUGAUGUCGGGAAGGUUGCUAGUGCGUCUUUGGGUGCCAAAAUCAAUGAGAUAGGCCUUAGGCGCUCUGAAGAGAAUGCAAGAAUGUCAGCAUCGUUACAGUUUGGGUUUUACUACUUAACUUGUCAUUUGCUGUCAAUAUCAACAUACUUGAUCGACCAUGGAUUUAGCUGUUGGUUGGCGUAUCAAUACCAUACCCAAGGCCAGGAGACGUAUUUCGCGCUCACGAUCACUUUUGUGGUCAUGCCCGCACUCAUAUCGACGGGCUUUAGCAUGAGAUGGUACCUUCAAGAUAUAGAUGACCCAACGUUGCCCAAGGCACCUCUAUGGCGGUGGGGAUUGAGAGUGGUUUUCCUCUUGCUGCAAUUUGCUCCCAUUCUCAGGUACUUGGAUUCCCUGCUCUAUGGCAUUGGGAGCAUUCUUGCUGCGCGUAAAAACCAGAAGGAGAAGCAGCAGUACUUGUUUCGGCGAAUGGUUGACGAAGACUCAGAUGCCUCACUUCUGCGCCUUUUCCAUUGUUUCUUGCAUGCAGCUCCCCAAGCCAUUUUACAUUUGAUGGUUCUUAUCCAAAUGGCACGGCAAAAGCAACAUGCUACCUUGCAAGCAUACCAAGGCUGGGCGGUGAUGUGUGCUCUCAUAUCCAUAGCUUGGGCUCUUACAUGCUACCACCGCUCUGUCAGAUUUGCCAGAGAUGAUAAGGAAAAACUGUCAUGGCAAGGCAGCACCAUUCAAUUUUGUUGGCAUCUUAUGGGAACAGCCUCAAGGAUACUGGCUCUCGCCAUGCUGGCUGCCAUGUACCCAGCAUGGAUGGGUACGGUUUGCCUCACCCAUUGGUGUGUGAUGGCAGCUUGGUUGGCUCUCGGCCAUCAUCAAACCGCCGUGUGCAGCUCCAGAUGUGAAGAGCUCAUGUUUUCUUGUGUUCUGGGACUGGCGUACAUACUUGCCUUCAUUGCCCCGCGAGAUGGUCCCACAAGAUACACUUACCUAGCGUAUUACUUAGUUUGCUUCAUGGAGAACACUGGAGCCCUUGUUGUUUGGUGUGUGGGGAACAGCUCUGCUCAAAACCCCUCCCUAUAUUAUGGCACAGUUGGUAUGCAAAUAUUGACCUUCCUUCUCGGUAUUCUGUUCAUGUUAGCAUAUUAUCGAUACUUUCACCCUAGUGGUACCUCUACUACUAUUAGGAAGAGCAUAACAAUUACAGAGAUGCCUGAUAGACUCUCCAAAGCAGGAGUGAGCGGGCGCGUGUUUAGCCACACUUUGUGAAACCGUAUAGAUGUUCUAUCUAGUAUUCCAUAUUCAGUAUUGUACAAUUCGCUAAAUGUGCCACAACCAUCUAUCUUCGUGUUCAAAUGGCAACUUUGUUAUUAUUUAGAAUUCAUUUAGUUACUUAAGAACUCGAUGCUUUGUGAUCAAGCCUCAAGAAAAUUUUAAGUCUUGAAUAAUUAUUCAAUUGCCGCUCUAGUAGCUCAAGUGCAGUAUAAUAGAGCUGAUGAAUGAUGGGGCUUUUUCCUAUUUGGAGUAAAUGUAUAUGGCACAUUGCAUAGGUAAAUUUUAAAUGUUGGAAAUGGCUUCACACAUACCUGUGGAAAUGUGCCAUAAACAUUUACUUUGAUUUGCAUUCCAGGGUUAGGUUCAGGGUAAUUAAGUUACCCUAGUACCAACAAGAGCUGUGAUAAUUUUAGCACAUUCUGUACCUGUCGAUUACCAUUUCUGCUGCUAAAAUCUAAGUUACCAGAUUUUUCUAAAUUCUAUUUUGUCAAAAAUAAAUGCAAGCUUUACUCUAAAAGUGCUUGCUGUGCUAGAAUAACUGUUAAACAUUAGUUAGCUUUAAAAAUUAAGAAAGUAAUGAGAUGCUGUCACCUAUUUUUGGUGUUUACAUAUUUUUAAAGACCAAAAUCAAUCUUGUUCUGAGUGUUUUGCACUUUUGUGUGAAGACUUUAAGACUUACUGAAUUUUCUUUGCACUAAGGUUUCUGAGACCAAUUUUCACUGAUAAGUUGAGGAAUGUUGAUGUGUUUUGGAACUGUAAGUUGCCCUGAAGGAAGUAUCCUACCCCACACAGUUUGAUUUUUUUUAAAUUUGUAGUGAAAACUUUCUUUUAUAUUAUGUCAACAUGACAAAGUAAUUCCUUUAGUUUACCUUUCAUCAAAUAUUGUCAUGCUGUGAUGAUGGAAGAGGGUAUCAAGUUUUGAGCCUUGUGCAUGGUACCACUACACUAUUACAUAUGAAGUAUUAAGUACUGUUCCUUUUUUUUCCACUGGAUUUGUAUCUCACUUAAUGACUUUUUGUGCUGUCCUAGAAGUGGUCUCCCCAUGUCUUUUUCUGAUGAUGACUUCUUACAACCAAUACUCUCUUUACACUUCUAAAUUUAAUCUCUCAAAUAGUUUUGGUUGGAAGCUCACUGGAAGCCAUGGAGUUGAGAUGUUCAGAACAUUGCUGGUAAGAGGAAAUAGAUCUGUGGGCUGUUCCAUUGAACAUUGUCCUUUCAUUCUCAGGUGCUCUGUGAAGGGGCUCUGGUGCGUUCCAUCUGAAGGGAAGAUUGCUGCCUAUUGUCAGCUGUAUUUCCUUUUGAUGGCUUCCCUCCCCUCUCCCUUUCUGUGUUUAACUACUUGUUUAAAAAAAAAAAACAUUUCUCAUGUUUGUUUUCUCAAAUAAGUGUUUUUUUUUUUUUUUUUCUCUUUGG